Molecule: messenger RNA, 2865 nt
Organism: Amphibalanus amphitrite
Lineage: Eukaryota; Metazoa; Arthropoda; Thecostraca; Balanomorpha; Balanidae
Exons: 3
Coding region: 1-2865 (954 amino acids)
Source: RefSeq, a predicted model, not a curated record
AUGUCCAACAGCGGGACUUCAACGAGGAUGCCGGCGGUACCAGUGAAGGUGCGGUAUGGAGAUGGUCCUAUCGUGGAGACGUACGCUUUUAUCGACAGUGGAAGUAGCCUGACGUUCCUGAGCAAGGAGCUUUUGAGCCAGUUGGGCAUCACAACAGCAAAGAAGUAUCAGCUUACUCUAACCACGAUGGCACAACAACCAGUCGAGCUUCAUACUUCAGCCGUCGACAACCUCCAAAUGUGUGACAUGGACGAAAACGAGCAAAUGCAGCUUCCGGAAGUGUUCGUCAUCGACAAGAUCCCAGUCAGCAGGACGGAGCUUUGUAAGGCCGAGGACGUGGAACCCUGGCCUCACGUAAGGGACGUGCUUCCAGAGGAGAUCGAAGCAGAAGUAGGCCUUCUGAUCGGCGUGAACGUACCAGAGGCCUUUGAACCCCUCGACUUCGUUCCCAGCUGUGACGGUGGGCCCUUCGCUGUCAAAACUCGCCUCGGCUGGGUCGUGAACGGCCCCGUCCGGUCCAGAAAACUGACUGAAGUAAGGGCAACGUCAAACAGGAUCAGGCUGCUGGAGAGGCAACUCUGCCAGGACGAGGGUCUAGCAGCUGAUGAACGUGGAUGGUCGGUCGAAGACCAUAUGUGGAUGGAAAAAGUGGAAGCUGGUUGCAUCAUGAAGGACGGACACUACGAGGUUCCCAUCCCACUGAAGAAGGAGGGAACCAUGCUACCAGACAACCGAGAGAUCUGCACGAGACGGCUACAAGGACUGAAAAGGAAGUUCCGAGACCAGAGGUUUGCCGACCGAUACAGCGAGGUGAUGAAGGACAUGUCGAAGAACGGAUUCGUGGAGAGAGUGAGGGCAGAAGACCUGACAAGAGACGAUGGACUUGUCAACUACAUUCCCCACCACGGUGUCUUCGGGAAGAAAGACAAACUCCGAGUUGUUUUUGAUUGUUCGAGCACCUUCAAGGGCGUCUCCUUGAAUGACGCAGUCCUGCAGGGCCCGUCUCUCUGCACUCCCCUGAUUGACGUUCUACUGCGGUUCCGCCAGGAAGAAGUAGCUUUCAUGGGCGAUGUCAACUCAAUGUUCCAUCAGGUGUCUGUACCAGCCGACCAGCGCGACCUGCUCCGCUUUCUGUGGUGGCGAAACGGUGACCCUGCAGAAGACGUGGAAGUCUGGCGCAUGACGGUGCAUCCGUUCGGGCUGAGAUCCAGCCCUAGCUGUGCGAGCUACGCCCUUCUACGGACAGCCGUCGACUUUGGCGACCUACACUCUGCUGCAGCCUGUGAGACGAUCGCAAGCAACAUCUACGUUGAUGACCUGGUGAAGUCGGUGACGAAGAUCGACGAAGCCAUCGACCUGGUCAGGGAGGUACGAGAGUUGUGCAGCCGGGGUGGAUUCCACCUAGCCAAAUUUGUCAGUAACCAGAGGAAAGUCCUACAAUCGAUCCCACCAGAAGACAGAGGGAAGAACGUGAAGCAACUGAACCUCGAGAAAGAACUUCCGUUGGAGAAGACACUGGGGGUUGAGUGGCGAGUCAACCCGGACGUCAUCGGCUUCUCAACCACGGAAGAUCGGAGUAUGCCAUGCUCGAGGAGGGGAAUGCUGUCGAUCAUCGGAUCAUUGUACGAUCCGAUGGGGAUGGCUGCACCAUUCGUCGUGUGCGGUCGUAUCAUUCUACAGGAACUAACACGACGACGCUACGAUUGGGACGACCCGGCACCGGAGGACAUUCAAGCUCAGUGGGAGCAAUGGAUCCGCGGCAGAGCACUACUUUCGACCAUCGGCGUCCCUAGAUGUGUACAGCCAGCUGGCCUUGGACCUAUUCAGACCCGAGAGCUCCAUCACUUCGCAGAUGCAAGCUCUGUCGCGUACGGCACAGUGUCCUACCUUCGAAUCGUCUGUUGUGACGGACAAGUUCACUGUGCGUUCGUCUUCGGCAAGGCGAGGGUUCUGCCCCUGAAUGGAAAGCUCACCGUCCCACGAGCGGAGCUGACAGCAGCCACUCUGGCUGCUCGCAUUGAAGCCACACUGCGACGCGCUCUGCAAGUCAAGAUUGAUGAAAGUGUGUUCUGGACGGACAGCACAACAGUGCUUCGCUACCUCCAGAACGAAACGACACGUUUUCACACGUUCGUCACCAACCGUCUGGCCGUGAUACGGGACGUAUCUUCUCCGGCACAAUGGAGGUACGUUGACUCAGCGAACAACCCGGCAGACGAUGCAUCGAGGGGACAAUUAGCGGACAACUUCAUCGCGAACCCGCGGUGGUUCGAUGCUCCGGCCUUUUUGUGGAAGGGACGGGAUGAGUGGCCUGAGCCCCCGGCUGGACUCGAUCGUCGAGUAGAAAACGACCCAGAGGUGAAGAUCACCAGCGUUGCAGUCGCGCACGCUGGCUGCGACCCGUUGGAGGAGCUGUUUUCUCACUACUCUGUCUGGUACAGACUCGUGCGCGCUGUAGCAUGGAUCCUUCGCCUGAAGCGCUGCCUGGUAGAACGAUGCCGUAAGGUGUCCGUACUCGGAUCCGAGCCGAAGGCUCAGGUGAGACAGCGGCUUGCUGUACCAGAACUUGAAGCAGCUGAGAGGGCAAUAGUCACAAGGAUUCAAAGAAGUGAGUUUGCCGCUGAUUUCGCCUCGCUGGAAGGGAAGGGCGCCGUCGGAAUCACCAGUCCUCUCGCACGACUGGACCCGUAUCUGCACGACGGGAUGAUCAUGGGCCCGUUCAUGAACCAGAAGAUGGCGAACCUGCCUGAGGACAGGGUGACCCCGGAUGAGCCACCAUUCACAAACACCGGGCUGGAUAUGUUUGGCGUCUUCUACGUCAAGAAGGGACGACGACAGGAGAAAAGUCGAGUCCAUUAUAAAUAG